AUGGUGCAGCAAGCACGCUUGAACGACGCAGCUAUUGCGCUGCACCGAGUCCUCUCGGGACAACAAGUCAAGUUCGGCAUAUUUGGUGGUUACGCAGUAUCGACCCUGGGAGGGCCACGCGAAAGCAAAGAUGUUGACUGUAUUGCAUCAGUUAACAAGCAACAGAUUCUCAACAUCCUAGAUGGGAAGAACGGCUUUGUGGCUGUGCCACAAUUGCGGCAGGAUUACGUUGCAUUCCUCUGGUCUGACAAGCCCAGCCGUGAGCGGGCAGUACUUGUUGAAAUUUUCUGUGAAGGCUUUCCUGGGGCAACCUUUACCAUGGCCGACGUUGUGCCAAGGGCGGCCCAAGUAACAGGGGAAACCCAAGGCACCGGCGCCACCAUGCUGUUAGAUCCAGUCUACCUGUUCAAAGGGAAGCUUCGAGCCGCUGCCACACGUGGCAAGUUCCACGAUGCCUCUGAUUUGCGUUGGCUGGAGAGCAAUUACCUUUCUAGACUCCAGCAGAACAGAGGCCAGUUAAGUCUCCUCUAUGUUGGCCUAGCAUUGAAGCGCUAUCCUGAGCUCCAGCACUGCUUCACGCGCAUCGGCGUCAACAUCCAAGCGGCGAUCGCCAGGGCAGCUGCUCACGACAUCAACCAUCUUCCACCGCCGCAACCAGGCGACGUUCAGAAGGGGCUGCUUGCGCCACCUAACACAUGA
Blastomyces gilchristii SLH14081 is the source of this 699-nucleotide messenger RNA. RefSeq lists its product as uncharacterized. The transcript is spliced from 2 exons. The record is from RefSeq and is a predicted model, not a curated record. Bases 1 to 699 code for a protein of 232 amino acids. Lineage: Eukaryota; Fungi; Ascomycota; Eurotiomycetes; Onygenales; Ajellomycetaceae.